Messenger RNA from Coccidioides immitis RS, 585 nucleotides. Its product is annotated as AP-2 complex subunit sigma. NCBI's taxonomy places the organism in Eukaryota, Fungi, Ascomycota, Eurotiomycetes, Onygenales, Onygenaceae. The record is from RefSeq and is a predicted model, not a curated record. The transcript is spliced from 6 exons. Gene Ontology annotation, molecular function: clathrin-cargo adaptor activity. Gene Ontology annotation, biological process: clathrin-dependent endocytosis; protein transport. Bases 1 to 585 code for a protein of 194 amino acids. Gene Ontology annotation, cellular component: AP-2 adaptor complex; intracellular membrane-bounded organelle.
AUGGACGAAAGGACAUAUAGAGCGAAGAUUCCUGUCUACUCCGUACAUCAGCCCCGAACAUUGUUGUCGAGAAUCAUUGGAUGGAAAGCUCAGGAACAAAGCGGCGACAAAAGGCAGAAUAGGUGUACCCAGGAAGUUUAUAGAGACAUGGUUCUCUCCUUUAUCCUUGUUCAGAACCGACAAGGGAAGACCCGGUUGGCCAAGUGGUACGCGCCGUAUACAGAUGAUGAGAAAGUGAGACUCAAGGGCGAGGUUCACCGCCUCAUCGCACCCCGCGACCAAAAGUACCAAUCUAAUUUCGUCGAAUUCCGACGAAGCACAAAAAUCGUCUACCGCCGUUACGCAGGCCUCUUUUUCUGCGCAUGUGUUGACGCAAAUGACAAUGAGUUAGCGUAUUUAGAGGCUAUUCACUUCUUCGUUGAGGUCCUAGAUCAAUUCUUUGGGAAUGUGUGUGAGUUGGAUUUGGUGUUCAAUUUCUACAAGGUCUAUGCAAUUCUUGAUGAGGUCUUUCUUGCGGGCGAGAUCGAAGAGACAAGUAAACAAGUUGUUCUGACGAGAUUGGAGCAUUUGGACAAACUCGAGUGA